AUGCGCACCAUAACAAAUGCCAACACUUCGGGACUGCGAUGGCAGACCCAGUUGCCGGCCGACGUCGUGCACACCGGGACCUCCGCCGCCUCCUCCCUCAUUUAUAAUGUUGGUUAGGAUCCUGGUCAUUUGCUGAGCAGACCAGAGGGUGUGGGGUGGGGCGCCAAGGCGCGGGCUCGACCGCGCCAGCCACCUUCGCUCUUCCCCGUCUCGGUCUUCUUGACUCUGUCUCGACAUCGGAUCCAGGUGGGACAGGAGGAGGAGGGAGUGUGUUAGACGCUGCGAAAAUCCACAUUCACUGUAAACUAAUUCGUUUGCAAGUCACCGUCCUUUCUCCACCCUUCUGUGGAGCACACGGUGGAGAUCGUCGACAACGACGGUACAACUGUCGCGUCGGGUACAUCUGGGGCGGGGAUCAGGGCGAGUGUGGCACGCGCAGACGUGCUGUGCGGCGCUCUGCCAGUCACUGAUCCCACGUCUUUCUUCGCUCCUUCCGACUUUCUCUCCGUAUCGGAGCCUGGGAGACGGGCGAGGGAGGAGGGGGUGAGUGGGCGAUGCGGCAGAUCCUUCGUAGGUCUAUCUCACUAGAAACUAAUCCACGUUCAGGCUACUGAUGUUAUGCCCACUGCUUGGGGCUUGUGAGGAUCGAAAUGUUACAAGUUCCACGCCUAAAUACUCCACUCUGAUAAACAAUGUUCUCAGUUUUUAGGUAAUCCAUACCAGGCAAAGGGUUCAACUUUUGGCAGAAGUCAACUUCUGCCAAACGCAUCAUUUCUAAAGAGAGAGGGUGCAUGACAGUUCGACCAUCGGUUUCGAUGAUGUCCACCGUGUGCCCCACAGUUGCAGCAGCAAUGGGAGCAGGGACGGUGACUUACGCAGGGGUUUAUAGUACCGGUAGACUUGCGCACCAUCUACCUACACUCUCUUCUCCUCCCUCGCCCGAGCCCGGUGUCAAGACAGAGUCAAGAAGACCGGAGACGAGAGAGGCCGCAGGUGGAUGGCUCGGACGGAUCCUCACCUUGGCGUUCCACCACACCCCCUGGUCCACACAACAAAUAACCAGGAUUUCAACCAACGCGACAGAGAUUUGGAGGCUGGCACGGCCGAAGCCGAACCUGGGCGUGCCGCCAACGCCUGGUUCGGAUCCCACACUGUAUUGAGAGUGCCGAGCCGGUCAGCAGACUGGAGUGGGGAAUGGGCGCGGUGGCUGUCAUGGUCGACUGACCAUGACUGCGCGCUCCACGGCACGACCUGACCCCCCAUACACACAACAACAGGAUUUCACACAACGGGGGUUGAACGGCGUGUCUCUCACUUGCGUGAGAGGGCUGUGGAAGGUGCUGUUUCAGCCCGUCCCCAGCCCACCAGUCCGCCACUACACACAACACACACACACACAACGUGACGAACUGCGUGGACCGAGAGCGGGCGUCAAUCAGAAACCUUCCUAUUCACGACGUUUGACGUGUCGGGAUAGUCUCGGACUCAAGUCACCCCUGCAGCCGAAGCCGCAUGGGGACCGAGUCGAGAUGCGGACUUCCCACUUGCGUGGGAGGUCACACACACGGUAGUACACGCAUAGGCGCUAAUACUAGCGCGAACACGCACACACUGCGACUGGCAACAGCAGCAGCCCAACACACACACACACACACACAACAACUGAAGGGCCACUGCCACCAGUUUACCGCCCCGCAUCCUUCCAGGACUGCGUGAGCAGCAGAGAGGUCGCGUACACACUGCUGCACGGUUCUACUUAAAGCAAUAAUAUUAAUAAUAAUUUUUAUUCAAGACCCGUGGGGAUCCGUUCAUAGCAGCUAAGAAUAACUUUACAUGAAUUUUAGAAUUUUAGAACAGGUAUACAGAAUCUAAACAAUACUUAAUUCCUAGUUAUUGAAUAAAUAGUAUGUUGCGACAAAUGAUGAGGGAGCAGCGAAAAAAACUCUUGACAUAUAAACAAAAUGAGCAUGACUGGAUUAACACUAUAGGAGAAAAAACUCUCGCUCCUGAAUGUAUAUAAAGCAGGCAGGAUCGGCUUGUAUGUGGCAGUGCAUAACGGAUUUCAUGAGGGGGUAGAUAGGCGGGUCAGACAGGACUGGCCUGUAUGUGGUAUUGAACGGGCAUCAUCAAGGCAGAAUUCCUAUGCCGGAUGAGGUCAUUCAUGUCAAAGUGGUGAAUAGAAAACCAGUCUCGAGGCGAUAGGAACCCGGAUGCGAUAGGUUACAGUCAGCUUAGAGUACAGCCGAGGAGGGGGCAAGGGAGAUGCGACCAGACUACUAGUAUAUGGCGAAUGCAGAGGGUUCCGCCAAGAGCGUAGCUGUAGCUUGAUUUUUCGCUUCAAAUGUGUUCCGUUUUGUUUGUGAUGCAGGGAAGGCCUGAGAAGAGGGGAGGGGGCGGCAGUCGGACACUGAGACGUGACUUUGGGCCACAGGGUCUGCAGAUGAUUUCCUGCAUCACGCGCACCACGGGAUCUCGAGUUCACUUGAAGAGGAACGUGAUUUCUUUCUUCCCGACCUUGAGGUUGUUGUUGUUGAGCUGCAUGGCUCGUGGUCUUGAGACAAUUAAUUCUAGUACAAGUUUCCCACGCUUAAUUCAGCAGCCUGUUGUUGGAUAUAAUGUUCAGCAUCUGCUUUCCCUCUCCCCGGUGGAGGACCCUGGGCGCCAAGGGGGGGGAACGGGCGUUGGUAUGCGAUCACCCUCGUCCCAGGCAAUUCAGUGAUCAAGAGGGCUGUGCUCACCAUAGCUUUUUUCUGAGAAGCAUUGUAGAAUCGGUUAUGUGAAGAGAAGACACACUACUUGCCAAUCAGGCCACUGCCCUCAAAAUAAAUGCCUUUUCGCAGCAGGACGCACGUUCAUUCACUCAUCAGACUUCCUAAUUGUUUUUGAUUUUAAAAAUGCACAGCAAGAUUCGCCUGUUUGAUUGCUAGACGAUUUCGCUGUACGAAGGCAAUUAAUGAGUGGCAGACAAUUAGGCUAGAUCGCAAUUGGUAGCCAGGAAUGAGGAAGCGGACGGCGACCUUAACCCUAAUCCUAACCUUAACCCUAAUUCUAACCUUAAACUUAAAUGUUAACCGCUCACCCUAACGCUAACCCUAACCCUAACCGAACUCGUAGACGUAACCAUAGCCCUUGGACAUAGAGCUAACUAUAAAACCUAACCGUAACACUGAAACCUAGUAGUAAACUCAAACCCUAGCCGUAAACCGAAAACCUAGGCCUAAGGGGCAUAACCGUGACCCGAAAAUCCGGCACCACUGACCGGUACCCUAAUCCUAACCUCAAACGUAAAACGGAAGCCAAAUGGGUCAGAUGUGAUUAUGUAGCCCUGCAAAAAAGCCCCAGUAAAUAAAACCCAAGCCAACUGUAAUACGGGGCCUGGUCACUAACUGCAUUCUAGCCGAAAAUUCUGAUCAGCAGACUAUUAGUAUUUCCGAGAAUGCGGUCCCCAUAGGGAUGGUAAUCAGCAGAGGUGCUGGUGAACCAGAUGCCUUUCCCUGGGGGUGAAAAGACGUCCUUUAAAAUUGAUGAGUAGCAAGUGUUUCUGAAACCCCACCGAUACUCACCCAACUGACAAGGUUGUAAAAGCACCAUUUAAGGGGAGAUUUUGCCAAACGCACAGCAGGAACCCAGGGUGAUGACAUCAGACAUUCUAUGCAAGUGGACUAUAUUUCAGUGAGUUUUGGCUCUCAAAAGGUCUUCCUCAAAUGCAGUAGCUGACCUAUCUCAUGAAAUGUUCACCGAAAGCCCGCAAUACGUUUUGAUUAGAAAGGGUUACUUACGUGGGAUUGUACUCUCAGUUGUCCUGAAAAAUAAUCCAAAAAUACUUCAGUCAGGCCAGGGUGCCGGCGUUUCAAUGAGCCUCUGUCCGGCCGCAUAUAAAAACCACAUUCGGCAAUAACUGCCAUCUGAUUAGUAUGUUUUUUCAUUGAACUUCAGAGCGCUAUUAAUUUGAAUAUAUGUUAUAAAAGACAGGCAUAAAAAUAUCACCUUUGCACUCACUGGGUAACAAAGUAUUUCUUCAAAUUUUAUGCCUGCAAAAGGGUGUCGUCAGGUUUUAAAAACGCUUUGUCCAACUAAUUUUGAACCCGGUCGGUUGCCACACGUACGUUCAGUGUCUCCUAACAACUUGCUGUAUACUUUCCGUAUAAGUGAAAUCAUACAUUUCUCUAUGUUACUAAGAAGAAGACACGCAGAGCUUGUAAAUUUUUUUUGCGGAUGCGGAUCCCUUUGCAUACUUAAUAAGCCGCAUAUUUAAGCGUAUAGAUACGAUGCUGUACGAAUGGACAUCUUGCGAUCAUUGAUGAUUUCUCUUUCAUACGCUUUUUAACACAAAAUCUUGCCCUUUCUUCAAGUAGGAAAAGUGUGAAAAGACCUACUUUUCUGCCAAAUGAGUAUAAAGGACAAUAUUUCUGUGCAUGUCCUCUACAACAAAUGUUUGAAUUUACAUAGACACUGAAAAAAUUGGAAAAAAAACACUACUUAAGUAGUCAUAUUUGAUGCAAACGACCGGAAAGAGGCGCAUCUUGGCGCGACUGGGAUACAUGUAGACCUUACGGUAUGAUAAGCAGUAUUACAACAUCGCCUAAGUUAUCCUUUUUAAGUGAAAACACAUUUCAUAAUUUCGGCGAACAUUUCAUGUGAUAGAUUAGUUACUGUGGAAGUAUUCAGCGACCUCAGCAUGGUUCGGACCUGCGAUAGAAGUGCUAAGGCUUUAGCACAACCAGCACUCUAACCACCUGAGUUACAAGGUCCGACUGAGAGUCCUGACUUCUUUUUAUUUCGUUCAACUUGUCCGCUCAGCUUAUUACCACGUAUGCAAUCCACCAAUGCUAGUACGGUGGGCUGACUGCCCAAGCCGGUUGCCAAACGCAACGUUUGUGAACCCCGACCGAAGACUAUUAAACUCAGUUAUUCGAUGACGCUUCUAGCCGUAUUUGAAUAAUUUCCCUGACAAAUUGCGAAACAGGCGGUGACCAGGUCAGAGUCCGAAGUCGGACACUUUGGCCAAAAAUAAAAUUUGGAGAAAAUCGGAGACCUUGGUGGAAUUGGAACCCAUGACGAAUAGGCUAAGGCUUCAUUACUACUAGCGCUGCAAUCACCUGCGCUGCGGGGAGUCUAGAUGUAAAAAACACAAGGUUUAAGACUCGUGUAGAUGAUUAGAGCCGGGGUUUUACUAAAGUAUCUGUUAUAAUCCUACGGAACCUCUAAGGUUCUCACAAUUGGAUCGCUUGCAACUUGACUUUACUUAAUGGGCAAUUGUGAUUUUUUGACUCCUGGUGGCUGGGGAUUGAUAAAGAACCGACCGGUUCUGUCGUCAAUGCUUCUUCGGAUGAUCUAAGGGCCGCAAGAAAUCCCAAUGUCUCAAGAUGUUGCCCAGUCAAUUGCGCUGAUUCGACGCUUCAACCACUUUCAGCAUUUAGUAAUGAUGGUUGAACUGGAUGCACACAUUGCUGGAUCCGAACAGUUGAGGUCUGAAGGAGUUGGGGGUCUAUCUGCUCAUCCACAUUGAAGCCAUCGUUGCCGACGAUGUCCAUCGUGUGCCCCAUGUCAGCGUGGGCGCGUGGACAGUGACGCGCGCGAAUCAGUUUAUAUUGGUACCAGUGGUGGUGGUGGUGGUGGUGGUGGUGGUGGUGGUGGUGGUGGUGGUGGUGGUGGUGGUGGUGCCUGUGGUGGUGCCUGUGGUGGUGCCUGUGAUGCCUGUGGUGGUGGUGCCUGUGGUGGUGCCUGUGAUGCCUGUGGUGGUGGUGCCUGUGGUGGACUUGAGCUAUAUCCAUCGCACACUCUCCUCUUCUCUCAUCUGCUCCCCGUGUCAAAUCAGGGUAAGGGAGGCCCGGGGCGGGAGAGGGCGCAGGUGGUUGACGAGGCGUGAGCCCGUUUCUAGGCUUGCCGCCACCCCUCUGUAUUGCAUUUGUUAUGGUUUCUCGACUCAGUUACACCUGCCGGACCCUGAUCUGCUCCCCCCUCCCUCCCCCUUAGUUGGUCCAGCAGAACUCCUUUGUGGCUCCUUGUAGGGGGACAAUGUCUGCAUAAAUGCAUUUAGAAACAACCACAGCGCCAUUAUCUACGAGGAAAGAAGACUCUACCGAGCGGGGCGCCAUCAAUUUUCUUCUACAAAUGCCCAUAAACUCCAUCUAAAUAAAAUCUCAUGCGAACUGUUUGUUUGGCUUUCCCCGUCUGACUCUACAUUUCUUACUCCUCCUUCGUCUUCUUUUACGCGGUAGCAAGACUGUUUGACUGUACUCCUGCGUUUCCUUCGCCAUGCCAACACGCUGCCUCACUUUCCUCCUUCGCCCCCUCCAUCUCUCCACCUCCUUCUACUUAGCAAAUAGUUCACUGCAUUUUUCGGCUGUAACCACCAACCAAUUCUGUCUUUGGUCUUUUUCUAAAUGCGUUUUGACAUCCUGUCUUCCACUUGUUCAUUCUCUUUUCAUACAGGAUCGAUUUUCGAUAAAUUUCUCAGGCUAAUUCAUCACAGCUGACGUUUCGGGUGUUACCAUAUUUCACAACCUUUGAUUUGGCGAUUUACAGAUGCCUGUACUGCCGCCGUCCAGGCUUCGGGUUUAUUUACAUUUUCUACCUGGACUUCACAAACUAUCUUCUGAUGAUGCUGUCUCAUAUUCUCUUCUGGUCGAUACCACAUUACGCUGGAAUCUUACAAUGGUCUUCUGCUCGAGCUAUUAGCAAAUACCCGGGCUAAUACUACGGUGAAUAAAUCAAUGCGUGUGUCUUUCGUUGACAAAGCAAAAAAAGAAGUUCGCAAGUCUCAGGUGUCAAUAGCCUGCAACACCAAUGUUCAACCUCUCCCAGCAUGUCCGCCCUGUCAACAAACAUUCCACGAACGAAUAGGCCUCAUCGAACAUUUCCGAAUUCAGUGCAUCAACAGCCCGACAAUUCCAACUGUUGCCUCUCCGACCGGCCCUGCUCCAAUUCUCAUGGUGUCCACAACAAUGAAAACCCUAACUACCGGUGAUCACAAUUCCGGUGCCUUCUCGCCGUCGCCGACCACCGCCAUCUUCAUCAUCCCUGGUACAACCUUUUCGGCCACGACGACCACCACAGCUCCCACUCCGAUCACCAGCCAAAACACUCCUGACGUUCCGUCAACCACCACCCUCAUUAUUCCUACUUCCAGCGAAGUGGACUCAGUCACAACCUCUCCUCAUUGCAAUUGCAUACUCAUCUCACGCAUCGGUCUGGUCGGUCACUUGCUAACCCGAUCAGAGCCACCAGAAUCUGCUCCUCAGAUGCAAUCGAUAACGAGCUUACUUUCCUAA
Messenger RNA from Spirometra erinaceieuropaei, 7274 nucleotides. The record is from the annotation of a GenBank genome assembly. Lineage: Eukaryota; Metazoa; Platyhelminthes; Cestoda; Diphyllobothriidea; Diphyllobothriidae.